This is a messenger RNA of Linepithema humile (Argentine ant), 1418 nucleotides long. RefSeq lists its product as uncharacterized. The record is from RefSeq and is a predicted model, not a curated record. Lineage: Eukaryota; Metazoa; Arthropoda; Insecta; Hymenoptera; Formicidae.
AUAUUUGUCGAUAUUAAAUCUCCGUGUGCGGAGGAGUGCGAAUUCAAUACGGAAUGCAGUUGUUAGUGCAUAAAUAAUUAUAUCGCCGACGAGUGUUCAGUUGUAACUUGUAAUAGAAUAUAUAAUGAGUGUCCUCAAUCGAAUACAUCACGCUGACGGCUCUCUCAUUUUUUAGUCCGCCGUUGGAAAGCGUCCGGGAGAGAUUGAAAAGAAUUAGCAUUUUUAUGAUCGCUAUCUGUCCACGACUGCUCUCCGGUUUUCUUCGUUCAAGUCGCUUUCAAGUACUUGCACAUCCGAUCGCGAGAAUGAGGUGCUUGCUCGUCGGUGUUGUGUUUUUCACGUGUAACUGUUUAAUACGGGGUCAGGAUGUGGUGUUCCCGACGGACGAAGAGACUUCUCACGUCAGCGGCGGCAAUUCUACGGUGAUAACGGACCGUUUACCGGUGCUGACGAACGACUGUCCGAAAAAUAUGCUGCUCUACCCGGGCGACGGUUCGAAGAGCAACUGGGUAUGCGACUGCAGACCGCGAUUCCUGUACUUCCCGUUGAACGACUCCUGCCACGAGGCGUACAUGCAGGGCCCCUGUCCGCCUGGGAAUUACGUCGUUCUGCCCGAGGACGAGUCGGUGCCGCAUUGCGCGGUGAAUCCUUGCGGCGAUGCGAACGGCGUGGUGCCGUUCAACGGCACGUGUUACGCUCUCCGAACGAUCGGCGGCCCGUGCGCGCCCGACGGGGUGAUAGGCGUGAAUGAGACAAACUUUCAAUUGGAAUGCGUGUCGGCGGACAUUGCGCCCUUUAUGAUAAUCAAUCCUCCGAAAAGGCCGUCGUCCAAGUGCCCGCCGGGCAGUCGCAGGAGCACGCAAGGAAUAUGCAAACAAGUAAGAGGUUAAUCACGGGCUCGUCAGGCUGCAUCGAAUACUUCAAUAUAUUGUUGCAGUAUAAUUUAUAUGUAAUCGCAAUUCGUAAUAGCCGCACUUAAAUAAUAUCAAAUAACAAUGUAGGCUUAUUAACAAGUGUCUCUCACUGUAUAUUUAAAAUCCACAAUCUGAUGUAGUCGACAUACGUCAUGUAUCGCACGUAUGUAGUGGAAUCGGAAAAAUAUAUAUGCAAAAAAGCAGUUACUAACUUCCACGACUUCUUAUAUUCCUAUGACUAUUUGUUCGCUUUCGUUAUAUAAUGUAUUAUCCAUGGAAAUACUUAUAUACUGUGAUAUAUACAUUAUUAUUAAUAUGAUUUUUAUAUAUACAAGUCUUACGAUACGUCUAAAGUUAGAAAAUCGAUUAAACGAAGACGCAACUGUUAAAGAAUUUAGCUUCAAUUAUAUGUGAGAAAUGUAAUUUUUGUGAUAAGUUGACAAAUUCUGAACAAAGACUGUACAUGUGUUUCAAAUUGUUCAAUAAAAAGAAACAUUAAACUGC